Nomascus leucogenys (northern white-cheeked gibbon) is the source of this 1287-nucleotide messenger RNA. RefSeq names its product N-alpha-acetyltransferase 20, NatB catalytic subunit (gene NAA20). Gene Ontology annotation, biological process: N-terminal peptidyl-methionine acetylation. The record is from RefSeq and is a predicted model, not a curated record. Gene Ontology annotation, molecular function: protein-N-terminal amino-acid acetyltransferase activity. Lineage: Eukaryota; Metazoa; Chordata; Mammalia; Primates; Hylobatidae. Gene Ontology annotation, cellular component: NatB complex.
UGCUUGGGUUUCCGAAUCACCAGCAGCUUCUCUCCUUCCCAGGUGUCGCCGCCUGCUUUCUGCAGCCGCUGCGCGGGACGGGUUCCGAGGUUCUGGGCAGCCAGAACCCCGGAGGCCUUACGGGAGCGGCCUGGCAAUUACCGCCGCCGGCCGCCAGAGGAAGCUGCUUCGCUGCUGUCGUUGCCGAGCAACUCGUAGCCCGGAAGCAGUACCCCGUCCCGCUCGGUUCCGCGGCGGCCUCGCUCCGGGAGACUUCCGGCAGGGCGGUCGCGGGGUCUCGGCGAACGGUCUUCGGAAGCGGCGGCGGCGCGAUGACCACGCUACGGGCCUUCACCUGCGACGACCUGUUCCGCUUCAACAACAUUAACUUGGAUCCGCUUACAGAAACUUAUGGGAUUCCUUUCUACCUACAGUACCUCGCCCACUGGCCAGAGUAUUUCAUUGUUGCAGAGGCACCUGGUGGAGAAUUAAUGGGUUAUAUUAUGGGUAAAGCAGAAGGCUCAGUAGCUAGGGAAGAAUGGCACGGGCACGUCACAGCUCUGUCUGUUGCCCCAGAAUUUCGACGCCUUGGUUUGGCUGCUAAACUUAUGGAGUUACUAGAGGAGAUUUCAGAAAGAAAGGGUGGAUUUUUUGUCGAUCUCUUUGUAAGAGUAUCUAACCAAGUUGCAGUUAACAUGUACAAGCAGUUGGGCUACAGUGUAUAUAGGACGGUCAUAGAGUACUAUUCGGCCAGCAACGGGGAGCCUGAUGAGGACGCUUAUGAUAUGAGGAAAGCACUUUCCAGGGAUACUGAGAAGAAAUCCAUCAUACCAUUACCUCAUCCUGUGAGGCCUGAAGACAUUGAAUAACCCUGGGCAGUGGUUCUUAGGCAGAUACUCUGCAUGCUUUAUGGACAAUAUUAUUUUCAUUGGAUGAUUCUGGAGCUCUAUUAGGAGAAAAGUAAUCAUUUUAGGUCUUAAAGACUUCAAGAAAAUACAGGUUAUCAAUUUAUUUUAAAUCUCAUUGUUUCCAGUUAGCAAUAUCAUACCUAUUAAAGCUGUUCACUGUAACAAAAUUCAAUCAAAAAGGCAGCUAGGUCAGAAGGAAACAUACCACUCUCAUGGUUCAUAAUAUCCACUGUAUGUGUGCUAGGGAAAAGACUCGCUCCAGUCUCCUCCUCAGUUCUGGUGCCUGAGAACCACUGCUGCAUAUGUUUGUUUUUAAAUUUUGUAUUGAACUGUUAAUUGAAGCUUUAAAAGCAUAUAUGAAAUGUAUAAAUCUAAGACGUAUAAUACAUUGUUGACUCUA